Messenger RNA from Penicillium brevicompactum, 807 nucleotides. RefSeq names its product gamma-glutamylcyclotransferase. Gene Ontology annotation, molecular function: glutathione specific gamma-glutamylcyclotransferase activity; gamma-glutamylcyclotransferase activity. The record is from RefSeq and is a predicted model, not a curated record. NCBI's taxonomy places the organism in Eukaryota, Fungi, Ascomycota, Eurotiomycetes, Eurotiales, Aspergillaceae. Gene Ontology annotation, cellular component: cytoplasm. Gene Ontology annotation, biological process: glutathione catabolic process. Bases 1 to 807 code for a protein of 268 amino acids. The transcript has 6 exons.
AUGGCAGCUGCCGAACAAGGACAUCUCGUCCAUCCUGAAGGUCGGACGUGGAAGACUCAUUUCCCUAAAGGUGAUCUGUGGGUAUUCGGAUACGGGAGCUUGAUCUGGAAGCCACCUCCACACUAUGACCAGCGCAUUCCGGGCUAUGUCAGUGGCUAUGUGCGACGAUUCUGGCAGGCUAGUUCUGACCACCGCGGUACUCGUGAGAAUCCCGGCCGGGUAGUCACUGUCAUUGAACGAAGCUUUUGGGAGACCCUCGAUGACCCGCUCGCCCAGCUAGAGUCAGAGUCCGCUUCGACCGGGAAGGUCUGGGGUGCAGCAUAUCAUAUUCCAGCUUCCCAUGCUGAAGAAGUGCACGACUAUCUUGACGAACGGGAAAUCAACGGUUAUACCGCCCAUUACACACCUUUCCACCCAACUGUCGAUAUUGGGGGCAGUAAUGCCAGUGGAGAUCAGGCGUCGGCGCCCAUUAUCUGCAUGGUUUAUAUUGGCCAGCCGUCUAACUCGCAGUUCCUUCGGGAGGCCGCGUCUCGCGAUCCCCAGCAAGUCGCUCAGGUUAUCGCUUCCAGUGAAGGUGCUAGUGGAAAGAAUACUGAAUAUUUGUUCAUGUUGGAGAAGGCACUCGACGGCAUUGGCCUUGGAACUGCAGAUGUACAUGUUACGGAUCUGGUGAAGAGGGUCAAAGCUAUUGAGGCUGAGGGUCUCGGGGAGGCCGAGGAGAAGGAAGCUGAGCUCCAUGUCACCAAGUCAUUGGAGGAGGCAGCCAGAGAUCCCGAACAUGCUGAUGGCCACUCUGCGAUUGAGUAA